AUGUUGCAUGUAGGCCCUGAGUCUUGUUCAGUGGUGUCUAAACUAUUAAAAGAAGAGGAUACUGAACCUUGGGGCUUUGAACCAUAUGGUUUAGAUGAAACUGAUAGCAACUGCAAGGCUCUUGUUCACAAAGGGAUUUUGCUAGUAGCAAAUAUCAAGUUUCUACUUCCCUACCUUUCAAAUUUCAAAGUCGUUCUCUCUUGUCAUAGUGUUGGAUGCAGUGGAUUAAUGAUCUCCAAGAUAUCUAACAAGACUCUUCCAGAGUUGGCAAGGGUGGCUGCUGAUGGUUUAGUUAUUUUACCUGGCAAAUACUGA
Molecule: messenger RNA, 315 nt
Organism: Nicotiana tabacum (common tobacco)
Lineage: Eukaryota; Viridiplantae; Streptophyta; Magnoliopsida; Solanales; Solanaceae
Source: RefSeq, a predicted model, not a curated record